Messenger RNA from Tripterygium wilfordii, 1436 nucleotides. RefSeq names its product myb family transcription factor IPN2-like. The coding region runs from base 114 to 1220 and encodes 368 amino acids. Lineage: Eukaryota; Viridiplantae; Streptophyta; Magnoliopsida; Celastrales; Celastraceae. Gene Ontology annotation, molecular function: DNA binding; DNA-binding transcription factor activity. The record is from RefSeq and is a predicted model, not a curated record. The transcript is spliced from 6 exons.
CUUCAAAAACGCACCCUAUUCUUCUAUAUUUGCAUAAGCAUUUGUUCUUGAAUCUCUAGAGAGAGAUUGUGAGAGGGAGAGCCUCCCCCUUUAGAGAGAGAAAGAUAGAAAGAAUGUUCCACACCAAGAAACUCUCUACUAUGAAUUCUCACCACGAAAGUAGUAGACCCAUGUGUGUUCAAGGUGACUCUGGCCUUGUCCUCACCACUGACCCUAAGCCUCGCCUCCGAUGGACGGUCGAACUCCACGAACGAUUCGUCGAUGCUGUUGCUCAGCUUGGAGGACCAGACAAGGCAACACCAAAGACUAUCAUGAGAGUUAUGGGUGUGAAGGGACUUACUCUUUACCACCUUAAAAGCCAUCUCCAGAAAUUCAGGCUUGGAAAGCAACCUCACAAGGAAUUCAAUGAUCACUCUAUUAAGGAUGCUUCGGCAUUGGAUCUUCAAAGAAGUUGUGCAUCUUCAGCCGGCAUGAUGGUUCGUAGCAUGAAUGAUAACUCACACAUGGUUGAUGCGAUUGGGAUGCAAAUGGAGGUGCAGAGAAGACUCCAUGAACAAUUAGAGGUACAAAAGCACCUUCAACUAAGAAUUGAGGCCCAAGGGAAGUACAUGCAAAGCAUAUUGGAGAAAGCUUGUCAAACCCUAGCAGGAGAAAACAAUAUGAGCUAUGCUUCUAAAGGCAUCAAUGGAAAUCAUCAUCAUCAUCAAGGAUUAGUUCCUCAGGAGAUGAAAGAUUUCGGUCCUCUCAAUUUUCCGGCUGCAUUUCAAGACCUAAACAUAUAUGGAGGAGGUCAUCACCUUCAACAAGAAAUUGAAAGAUCAUCAUCACCAGUACUUGUUCAUCAUCAUGGUUUUAAUAAUAAUGAUCCUGGUAAUAACCUUUCUUUGGGAGGAAAGAAGAGGCCUAGCCCUAGCUAUACUGGCGGCGGCGGCAAGAGUCCUUUGAUUUGGUCGGACGAUUUCCGAUUGCAAGAGCUCGGAACAACACCUCAUCAUCAGAUUCAGAUUGGACCUCCUUCCAUUACUACUACUACUACUCUCAAUUCGAUGUCGGAUAUUUAUGAAUCAAAGCCAGCAGUAGUAGUACACCAAGGUGAUUCAAUGAAGAAAUUUGAAGCAUCAUCUUCAUCUUCAUCAAAGCUUGAAAGGCCAUCACCAAGGAGAGAUAGGAUGAGCCCUAUGAUUCCACAAGGAAGGAACAAUAAUACUUCAUUUGUUUGAUAUAUAUGCUUGCUAACUUCUUUAUUAAUUAAUUUAGAUGUAACAGCCUUGAUGAUAUAUUAAUUAACUAUGGAAACUACAUGUUUAGAGUUAUUGAUAUAUGAAGGUUAAUUAGAAUUUCAUAUUUGGGUUAAUUUGCCUUCAAGGCAAACAUUAUCAUGAGUCAAUAUCAUUGUUAUUAUGUAUAAUUUAAUUGGGACUUUAUUUUUAAUCUCU